AUGCGGGCCACCGAUCUCAUCUCGUCUCUAGUCAUACUAUUUACAUUCAUCAGUUCCAGCACAGCACUCUGGACUUUUGCCCUUCCGAACAGCCUCCGUCAACGACCCCUAGUCCUCCAAAACCAAGACCAAGACAACCACCAGCACCCGCACGGGUCCAAACCGAUCAUGGACAGACUCAUCCCCGGAAUUCUAAAACCCCAGCCAGGGCCCCAGCCCAAUAUCGGCGGCGAAGCUGACGAGCCCAUAAUCUCCGACGUCCUCCCCAAAACAAAAGGAAUCAACAUAUUCGCCCAACUGACCCGAGACUUCGACUCGAUAUCGCAGCGUCUAAACGACGCAUCCAAGAACCUGACCGUCCUGGCCCCUCGCAACAGCGCAGUCCAGGACCUGCCCCGCAAGCCGUGGGAGGAUCCGGAGGACUAUGCGAAAUUUGGCGAGGUGAAUGCAUAUGAGGGGCAGGAUGGGAAGGAUCGGGCGAGGGAUAAUUUGCGCCGUUUUGUAGAGGCGCAUCUUAUUCCUGUUAGUCCUUGGGUUGAGGGGGAGGAGGUUGAGACGCUUGGUGGGGUUAAGUUGAAGUGGGUUAAGGAGGGUGAUAAGAUUAAGAUUCAACCGGGUGAUAUUGAAGUAGAUAAGGUUGCGGAGAAGGUUGCCAACGGUGAGGUUUGGGUUCUUAAUAAGGUGAUCAAUUACAGUCGCUGA
Penicillium cosmopolitanum is the source of this 702-nucleotide messenger RNA. RefSeq lists its product as uncharacterized. Lineage: Eukaryota; Fungi; Ascomycota; Eurotiomycetes; Eurotiales; Aspergillaceae. The coding region runs from base 1 to 702 and encodes 233 amino acids. The record is from RefSeq and is a predicted model, not a curated record. The transcript has 2 exons.